ACCAAGAAAAGAAUUAGAAAUUAUUUCGAUGUAGUAAGUUGCGAGGUGGGUGAUAUACUCUAUCGUUUACGAUCAACUAAAAAAAUCAGGUUGCAACUGUUUUUCGAUGACUUCGGUAAAUUCCGUAACUAGUUCAAAGUGUGAACAGUGAAACAUGGCGUGGUCUCCGGAAGAAAAUGGACUGCGUCAAAUUCUACAAUUAUUGAAAGAAUCUCAGUCUCCUGAUACAGCUGCACAGCGGGCAGUUCAACAAAAACUUGAGGAAUUGAAUACUUACCCUGACUUCAACAAUUACCUCAUUUUUGUGCUGACUAAAUUAAAAUCUGAAGAUGAUCCAACUCGGUCACUCAGUGGUCUCAUCCUCAAAAACAAUGUUCGAGCUCACUUUGAGAAAUUCCCUUCAGAAGUCACUAAUUUCAUCAAAUCAGAAUGUUUACAGAGUAUUGGCGAUUCUUCUCCGUUAAUUCGGGCCACAAUUGGCAUUCUGAUCACAACUAUAGUGGCGAAAGGGGAGUUGAGAAACUGGCCAGAACUGUUACCCAGUCUUUGUCAAUGCCUAGACUCAGAAGAUUACAGUGUUUGUGAGGGUGCUUUUGGUGCAAUGCAGAAGAUCUGUGAAGAUUCUACGGAAGCACUUGACAGUGAUCUUGUAAAUCGACCGCUUAAUAUACUUAUACCAAAGUUUCUUCACUUUUUUAAACACAACAGUGCAAAAAUUCGUUCACAUGCCAUUGCUUGUGUCAACCAGUUCAUCAUAAGUCGGACUCAGGCCUUGAUGAUGCACAUUGAUUCCUUUAUUGAAAAUCUCUUUUACUUGGCAAGUGAUGAAGAUACUGAGGUUCGUAAGAAUGUUUGCCGUGCUCUGGUGAUGCUUGUUGAAGUGAGAAUGGAUCGCUUAAUACCCCACAUAAAUGACAUCAUUGGAUAUAUGAUGUUACGCACUCAAGAUGAUGAUGAUGCAGUUUCCCUGGAAGCUUGUGAGUUUUGGCUUUCUCUUGCUGAACAACCAAUUUGUAAAGAUGUUUUGGCUCCUCAUAUUAUGAGGCUAGUUCCUAUUUUAGUGAAAGGAAUGAAAUAUUCUGAAAUUGAUAUUAUUUUAUUAAAGGGUGAUGUUGAAGAAGAUGCUACUGUCCCUGAUAAAGAAUCUGAUAUAAAACCUAGAUUUCACCGAUCUAGGACUCACAGCCAAAAACAUCAAGAAGGAGAAGAGGAUGGGGAAUAUUCUGAUGAAGGUUUUGAUGAUGACGACAGUCUGUCUGAUUGGAACUUACGUAAAUGUUCUGCUGCCGCUUUGGAUGUUCUUGCUAAUGUAUUCCGUGAUGAACUGCUGCCAAUUCUAUUACCAAUCCUGAAAGAAACUUUAUUUCAUGAAGACUGGGACAUUAAGGAAUCUGGUAUUUUAGUGCUUGGCGCCAUUGCUGAAGGCUGCAUGACAGGGAUGGUUCCUCAUUUACCUGAACUUAUUCCUUACUUGAUCAAUUGUUUAGCAGAUAAGAAAGCAUUAGUCAGAUCCAUUACCUGUUGGACACUUAGUCGAUAUGCACAUUGGGUUGUUGGACAACAACAUGAACUUUAUUUAAAACCUUUGAUGACUGAACUUUUAAAAUGUGUUCUUGACACGAACAAACGUGUCCAGGAAGCUGCUUGUUCAGCCUUUGCUACCCUUGAAGAAGAGGCUUGUACUGAACUUGUUCCUUACUUGGGGUAUAUUUUGGAAACCCUUGUAUUUGCUUUCAAUAAAUAUCAACACAAAAAUUUGUUAAUUCUUUAUGAUGCGAUUGGCACUUUGGCUGACUCAGUUGGUCAUCACCUGAAUAAACCUGAAUAUGUGAAUUUGUUGAUGCCUCCUUUGAUCCAAAAAUGGAAUGUACUGAAAGAUGAAGACAAAGACCUUUUCCCACUUCUUGAAUGUUUGUCAAGUGUUGCAACAGCUUUACAAUCUGGAUUUCUUCCCUAUUGUGAACCAGUCUAUAAACGAUGCGUUUCACUUGUAGAGCAGACUCUCAACCAAAACUUUGCCAACUUGACACAUCCUGAGCAGUAUGACCCACCAGACAAGGACUUUAUGAUAGUUGCCUUGGAUCUUUUAAGUGGCCUUGCUGAAGGACUUGAACAUCACAUAGAAGGUCUUGUUGCUAAUAGUAACAUCCUUAAAUUGCUCUUUCAGUGUAUGCAGGACCCAAUGCCUGAAGUUAGACAAAGUUCUUUCGCUUUGCUAGGAGACCUGACUAAAGCUUGCUUCCAACAUGUAAAGCCAUGUAUAGGUGAAUUUAUGCCAAUACUUGGUGCUAAUUUGAAUCCAGAAUACAUAUCAGUGUGUAAUAAUGCAACAUGGGCUAUUGGUGAAAUUUCCAUCAAAAUGGGUCAUGAAAUACAGCCAUAUAUAAAUUUAGUUGUCACACCUCUCAUUGAAAUAAUCAAUCGACCUAACACCCCAAAGACUCUGCUGGAGAACACAGCGAUAACAAUUGGUCGCCUUGGUUUAGUAUGUCCGCAAGAAGUCGCCCCUAUGUUACAACAGUUUAUCAGGCAGUGGUGUACUUCCUUGCGGAAUAUCCGUGACAAUGAAGAAAAGGAUUCUGCUUUCCGUGGAGUGUGUAACAUGAUAAAUGUGAACCCAGCUGGUGUUGUACAAGAUUUCAUUUUCUUCUGUGAUGCUGUUGCCUCUUGGGUGCACCCCAAACAUGACCUUAAAGAAAUGUUUUACAAGAUUCUUCAUGGAUUCAAGCAACAAGUUGGAGAUGAGAAUUGGUCCAAGUUUUCAGACCAGUUUCCACAACCUCUUAGAGAGCGACUUGCUGUUAAUUAUGGAGUUUGAUUAUCUAGGUUGCUCACCAAGGAUGGGAAGGGGUUCUAGGGAUGGUCAACAAGCAACCAGGGGCAGCAGCGGCUACGGCAGCAGCAGUAGCAGCAGCCUCAAUCUCAUGGCUACUACUCCAGGGGGCCGUACGUACAGGGGUUGGCGUAGGGGAAGGUAGGGCCAGCUCAGCUAAGUCAGGAGGGGGGUGGGUCCCUGCAAACGACAGUUCCCCAAACCGGAGGAGUUAAUGGAAAUAAUUAAAUUAAACUAUGGAAAAGGUUUUACUGGGGGGUGGAUAAUUUCUAGAUCCCUCUAUUUCCUAAGUAUUAUUACUAACAUAAAACUAUUAUUACUAUUUGGGGAUUGUCAAUUGCCCCUGCAGCAGAAGCAGCAGUCUACUGGAAAGUAAAACAAAAAAAAAAAAUUCAAGUGAUCAUCAGCUUCAUUGGGAGGGAUGUGAUUGGGAGGGAUUUGUACAUGUUUUCUUGUCGUACAGUGUCUGCAUUCCUGCCUCUGCUGACCGACAAACUGAUGAUUAUGCCACUAAACAAGCACAGCAAGCAGCUGCAGUCAUCAACUCCACUACUAUACUACAACCACCAUCACCAUAACCAACUUGCUGUUCUCUCUUUCACUCCUCCAUAAUAUUCCUUUAAUAUCCUCCUCAAUAAUAUAUGUUGACCCUUGACUGGAUCUGCUUCAGUUUUGUAUUUCCCCCCUUUUUUUUAUUGCAUGCAGCAGCAAAAAAAAAAAAAAUAUAAUAAAAAAGACG
Octopus bimaculoides (California two-spot octopus) is the source of this 3572-nucleotide messenger RNA. Its product is annotated as transportin-1. Gene Ontology annotation, biological process: protein import into nucleus. The record is from RefSeq and is a predicted model, not a curated record. Lineage: Eukaryota; Metazoa; Mollusca; Cephalopoda; Octopoda; Octopodidae. Gene Ontology annotation, molecular function: small GTPase binding.